CAAUUCCCCCCCGACUCAGUCACACGGCUGCUAUGAUCGUGUUGAGGUGUACCGCGCUUCUGUAUCUCAGAGUCAUCCCGCGAUAUACUCGCAAGAAGCAAAUAUCACCCUUACUGAACGAACACUUAAGACGGAUUAUUGCGCUCGACCCGUGACAUGAGUGCUGAGGUUAUUCUUCCCUCACCCAAAGUGAGCCUACUGGAUUCUGGCACCCUGGGCACCAUGGACCCGAUGGCUCUGCCUGCGGUGUGCGGCCCCCACCGGGGCACUCGCCGUCCCUCGGGGGGGACGGCAGAGAGCGAGAGCGACUCACCGCCUCCCAGCAAGAAGAGCAAGAAGUCCCGCCGCCGUAGAAAGCGACCACGAAAGCGCUGCGACAGGAGCGGUCUGCGGACCAAACCCGUGGCGCCCUUCAACACUACCCAGUUCCUGAUGGAGGAGCACGACUUGCUGCAGGACACGGAUAUUGUGGCACGUCCUCGCCGCCACCGGGACUCCUCCUUCAGCAUGGAUUCAGACGACCAGUCCAACCAGUUCUACUCGUCGCCUGAAGACGAGGAGGAGUUCCUGACGAAGGAGUUUUGGACGGCGUAUGAGGACGUUCACGCCGAGCGGCUGGACACCAUGACGAAAGCUCAGCUGGUGCAAGAGUAUUUGGCGCUGGAAGAGAAGGUGGACCUGCUGGAGCGUCAGUUGCGUGCAGUGCGAGCUCGCCACCGUCAGCGCUUCCAGCAGCAGGAGGACGAGGAGGAAGACGAUGCUGUCGGGCCCGGAGAAGUUCGUGUGGAUUCAGAAACUGCACAGAAGAUUACGAUUUUCCGGUCCGAAAUCAACAACCUGGAAGUGGAGAACAAGCGGCUACGGGAAGAAAACUUCGUUCUGCGACGCUUCUCUGAGAGCAGGUCCUUGUCUUCGUCCUCAUCUUCUUCAUCUUCGUCUUCCAGCAGCGACAGCAGCAGUAGUAGCAGCAGCAGCGAUUCUUCAAGUGACAGUGAGCAGGAAGAAGAGGGCCAGCAGGAGGGGACAGUCCUACAAGACAGUGUCGCUCCUGUCGUAGAGUGCCAACCUGACAGUGGGGUGUCAUGUGACAGUGUCGAACCUGCUGACCCUCCGUCGUCUUCGUCUGCCACUGUGGUGUCGCGCGAGCAGCCGGAAGUAGAGGAAGUGACGGGCAGCAAGUGCGAGGAGGCUGGGGGCGUGGAGGGGGAAGUGUCUAGCACCACCAUGGCGUAGCCCCUCCCACCCCCCCUUCACCCAGUACCGCUCUCACUCACUCAUCUGUGAUCCAGGACUUUACUUAGGUUAAGGUCUACACGAGUGACGCCCACGCCUACGGUGCUCCCUGCCGUCGCCGCCAACAGCCUCGAAGAAGGAAAAGGUUGAUGCGACACCUGUGGAGGUGAAGGAACACCUCCUCAGAUACAACAUUAUCUGCAGGGAUGACUGAGGUUGAUCUCUUGGGCGUUAAUGUUUUUAGUGUUCGAAACAAUAGUUUUCUCUGUUUAUCUUUUUUUUAUCUUUUUUUUUCGGCAAAGGUGGCCGCUAAGCCAUCCUACACUAGUUUCCAGAUACCAGUCCGCCUUCAAAUUAAGCACAAUUUAGUGAUGUGUAAUAACAUGAAGUUGUUGGUGAUUGUCAGUGCUGCUAAAGAUUGCUUGGUGCAUUGGAUCUCGUCAUGGCGGAGUUACCACAUCAAUUGGACAAUAGUGCAAGGCGGCGCUAGGGCGGGAGUGGCGUGCUACCCCCGAGCACAUCUUGAAGCUAGUCAUGGCCUCCCCACCACUCAGUCCAGACUGGAAAAAAAAUAAAUAAAAAAUAUUGAAAAGGAAAGAUUAGCCAAUUCAACAGGAUAUAUCUGUGACAGUAGAGAUUGUGCGUGGCUGGCGAGCACUGGCUCGCUCCUUGGCUGUGACCUACGCUUGGGACCCAUAACCCGGGGUCCCCUUGUUGACGAAGUGCUUCUGUUGAUACUCUAUUAUCAUCGUGGUUCACUUUGAUCCUUCUACCUUGAGUCUAUAAAUGUCUAUUUUUCUUAUCAAUUUGUGUGGAUAUGCAGAUUUAAAGAAUCAUGACAGUAUGGAUCAAAGGUGUUAUGCAUUUUCCUUCUUUUCUACUGUUAAGGUGCGUCGUUCCAAGUAGUGUUGGGUCAGACGCAGAGCUUACAGCCGCACGCACGCGCCUGACUGACCCGAGCUGUGGGCGUGAGGCGCGGGCGUGAUGAGCUAGGCGUCUACUGGACAUAUCCUGUUAUUGGCGGCGGAAUAUUUUCUGCCAGAGUUCUGAAAUUGCUCAACGAAGCUUCGUGAUCUCGUCAUUAUUUUCCUUUUAAUUUUAUUUACCAAGAAAAGGCUUAAUUUUAUUUAUGAAUGUUAAUUUAGGAGCUCUUUCAGAAUGCUGGUUCAAGCGAGUACAAAGUUCCCUGUCUCCUCGUGUUUAUUUUUUUAAGGAAGAGUUUGUUAUAUAUAAAAAGUAAUAUAUGUUAUGAAAUACUACCAAAAAAAUGGUGUAUAUGCAAGAGGCGAGGAGGGCCAGCUGGCGGUACCUGACUUGUGUGAUCAUCUUUCCUUUUCAAAGUGUUCGUGCUUCCGCGCAACGUUAUAAUAUAUAUAUUGUCAAAUCUAAAAGAAUAAAAUGCAUAGAAAUUUAAAGAUA
This is a messenger RNA of Scylla paramamosain (green mud crab), 2652 nucleotides long. Its product is annotated as protein HEXIM1-like. The transcript has a single exon. Bases 157 to 1233 code for a protein of 358 amino acids. NCBI's taxonomy places the organism in Eukaryota, Metazoa, Arthropoda, Malacostraca, Decapoda, Portunidae. Gene Ontology annotation, cellular component: nucleus; cytoplasm; nucleoplasm. Gene Ontology annotation, biological process: negative regulation of transcription by RNA polymerase II; negative regulation of cyclin-dependent protein serine/threonine kinase activity. Gene Ontology annotation, molecular function: 7SK snRNA binding; cyclin-dependent protein serine/threonine kinase inhibitor activity. The record is from RefSeq and is a predicted model, not a curated record.